Molecule: messenger RNA, 759 nt
Organism: Populus nigra (black poplar)
Lineage: Eukaryota; Viridiplantae; Streptophyta; Magnoliopsida; Malpighiales; Salicaceae
Exons: 1
Coding region: 121-561 (146 amino acids)
Source: RefSeq, a predicted model, not a curated record
AAUUAAAAUACACACACACACACACACUCACUCACGCACGCACCACCCUCUUCCUCUUCAGAUUUCAGACCUCUCAUCACCAGCCAAAGAGAAAGAAAAGUAAUAAUAAUAAAAAAACUCAUGGGCAUUUGCAGUUCUUGUGAAUCAGCACAUGUAGCAACGGCAAAGUUGAUUUUACAAGAUGGAAGGUUACAGGAAUUCUCAUACCCAGUCAAGGUUUCUUAUGUUCUUGCCAAGAAUCCGACCUGCUUCAUUUGCAACGCUGAUGAAAUGGAAUUUGAUGAUGUUGUUUCAGCUAUAAAUGAUGAUGAAGAACUCCAGCCGGGUCAGCUCUAUUUUGCUUUGCCAUUGAGCUGGUUGAAGCAUCCAUUGCAGCCUGAACAAAUGGCUGCAUUGGCUGUUAAAGCUAGCUCAGCUUUAAUGAAAACUGGAGGGGCUGAAAAAUGUAGGUGCCGCAAGAAAUUGGUGUUUUCUGCAGACAAUGAUGGUCGCGGUGGUGGGCCGAGCAGGAAUGGUGGCAGGAGUAAGCUUACGGCAAUGUUGAGUGCAAUUCCCGAGUAGGGAUAGUCUGGGAAUUUAGGGAGGGGGUAUUGGUGUAAAUAUUGUAAUGAUGGGGGUUAAAUUGUUGAGACUCUUGGGAGGUUGUGCUUGGUAAGCUGCUUCGGUGGUACGAUACUUCUGGCUGUCACCCAUUUAAGGGUCGUAAUACAAUUUUACCCCUAGCUAUGUUCGAAAAUAAUAAUUAAUUUUUUCUUAUUA